Molecule: messenger RNA, 2982 nt
Organism: Closterium sp. Yama58-4
Lineage: Eukaryota; Viridiplantae; Streptophyta; Zygnematophyceae; Desmidiales; Closteriaceae
Source: the annotation of a GenBank genome assembly
AUGAGCUUGUCGUUAUUGGAAGAGGAGGAGGAGCAGUGCGAGUGCGAUUCUAUCGGGAGCGGCUUACCCGGAACAUCAGGCUAUCGGUUGAAGUUCACGAGCGCACACGGCGCGGAGGUGUCGCCAUGGCACCAGCUUCCACUCCCAGCUUCCGUUCCCGUUCCCCCACCUCCCUCUCCUUCCGCCAGCGAUCCCGACGCGCCAUGCCUCGCGCAACGGCCUGGCCGCGUUUCGCCACCCUCGAUAUCCCACUCGUCGCCGGGCAGGGAGCACGCGAAUUUCGCGGAGCUCCUUGCGCCGUCGCCGCGUCGAUCCGCGUGCCCCGCGCCGCUUCGUUUCGUCUGUCAGACGCCGCGCGGCUCCGUCGUGGCCUUCGACGUCGCGACGGACGAGCCUGCGACGCCGCUCCGCUUACGACGCGCCCCGACCGGCUCUACCACCACCACCACCACACGUUCCGCCGCCAGUCGAUCUCCUAGUUCCUCUCCCCCCCGCCUUGCGCGCCCUCUAGCCCUCGCCGCGCCCUGCAGUUGCGGGUUCCUUCCCCAGACGUGCGCGCUGGAGCUUCCCCGCGCGCUGCUGUCCGCGGAGGGGGGAGGGGUGGCGGAGAAGGUGGAUUGCGCGGAGGCAGGAGCGAUGCCGAUGAUGGCGGUGGAAAUAGGGUUGAGUGAGACGUGGACGGGGGAUGUGCGACGCGUCAUUCCCCUCGCCGCCAUGACAGUAUGCGUUCCUGGAUCUCGGGGCAACGGCAACGCUACCGAGGUCGCGAGCGAGAUCGCAGCCGUUUCUGACGGCGCGUUGUCCGGGAAAUCCGAGGCGCAUGCGAGCCGCGGCAUGGCCGCGACCCGCGACGAUGAUACUGACGGGACCUACGGCCGCAUGAUGUGGGUGGUUGUGACUAUAGCGACGGAUGAUCCUGAAGCGGGAGAUGUGUGGCGGUUCAUGCGGAAGGCGAGCGAGGCGACGAUCGAGGGGAUUGUGUCCGGUGUGAGGCGGUGGCUGGAAGACGUGUACCUGCUAACACACAUGGCGCCGCAAGGUGCUGACACAGCCUCCUUCCAGCCGUCAAGCGGGUACAUACUGCCAGCGAAGCUCACUUCCCGACUACUCAUCAAAGCGCACGAAGCGUGGAAGAAAGCGCUGCCGUCCCUCAACCCGUGCCAACGAGAACCAGUGCAGCCGCAGCGCCACCAGCAGUCGUCACCGCUGGAGCUUCAGCGUUCCGCAUUCAGCCCUAGCUCCAAGCAACAACUCCAAUCCAAGCCACCAGUAGCAGUACCAGUGGUGGGUGUCCAACCAAAGCAGCAGACAUAUUCCCCUCGUCCGCCCAGAAGCUCGCCUUCCACUGCUUCUCCAAAGCCCCCCAGGCAUCGCGGCCAUCUGUCACUACCAGCCAAGGGGGCUCCCAAGCAGGACACGCUUGGAAGAAGGCAAGAGAGCCUUCCGAGUCUGUUCUUGUUCGAACCGGAUAAUGUUGUUCCAGAAGAUCGCCCUUUUGGAUUGUGCUUGUCGGAAGAUACAUUGGUGCCUUCUGGUGGGAGCCAUGGGGGUGAGGAUGAGGGUGGUGUUGAUCUGUUUCAGUCAGCGCUGUCAGUCUCUCCUGAGUUGCACAGCAGGCGGAGCAGCAGCAGUGGCAGCAGCGCGUUUGGGAGCUUUGAUGGGGAGGAGUGUCUGUCCAGUGCAGGCAGCUUGGAUCUUGACGGAGGGAUAGCUGAUGUUCUGAAAUGGAGACAAGCAUCGAAGAAAGGGCUCAGUCCAAGGAGGUCACGGCAUGGUGAAGGGGCUGUGCGCACCAGUGUGGAGGGAGGGCAGCAGUACAAUAUGAACAAUAACUCCGUGCGUGGUCUUCCGGAAAGCUUGCCAGAAGCUGAGCCAGUGCUAUUCCUCCGAGAGACUUCAAUUUCCCGCAGUAGCUCAAACGCUCGCAGGCGAACUGUGCGGUUUGAUGAGGUGGUGGAGGUGCACGUGUUUGAGAGCACGGGGGAGGCCGAGCUGGAAGGUGGGGGCUGGUGGGAUGCUCCAUAUUUGGGGGAAGAGGAAGAUUACGUCGACGAGGAAGAAGAGGAUGCACUUGGUGGACAUGAUGACAAGUGCAGCUAUAAUAGAACGCUUAGUCUCUCCAAACGACUGCUGACCGCGCGAGCAGCAGGGCGCGGAUGUGGAGCCAGCGGAGAACCCUUAGUUUUUGCUGAACCGGACGCGCGGACGGCGAUGGAGAUAGGGGCGCCCUUCGACGUGAAGCACGUGGUCCACGUCACCUUCGACCGUUACAAGGGUUUCAUCGGCCUGCCAGAUGAACUUCUCGCCCAUGUCGACGCCGUCCCGCCCAGCGCUAGUUUGUCGGUGUUCGGCGUGCGGCCCGUGGCGAUGCACUACUCGGUGGACGCGCACGGCACCAGCGUGCCGUCCAUUCUGCUGCUGCUGCAGUCGCGACUCUACCAGCUCCACGGCCUCUCUGUGGAGGGUAUAUUCCGCAUUGCGGCGCAGAUGGAGGACGAGGACGGCGUGCGGUCGCAGCUUAGCUCGGGCGUGCUUCCGCCCAACCUCGACGUGCACAGCCUCGCAGGGCUCAUCAAGGCGUGGUUCCGCGAGCUACCAGAGGGGCUAUUAGACCUGUUCACGCCGCACCAGGUGGCGGGGGCGACGGAGGAGGCGGCGGCAACAGCGCUGGCGGCGACGCUGCCGGCCAUCCAUCGCGAGCUGUUAGACUGGGUGGUGAAUCUCAUGGCGGAUGUGGUGGAGCACGAGGCGGAGAACAAGAUGAACGCAAGGAAUAUCGCGCUCGUCUUUGCGCCCAACAUGACCCAGGUGAUCGACCCCAUGAUAGGGCUACAGCAUGCUGUGCGGGUAAUGGAGUUCCUGAGAGCACUCGUGGAGAAGCGGCGGAGCGAGCGAGCAGCCAUGGGGGCGUCGUUACCAGAGCUCACACGAGCAGGCGGGGACUCGACAGGGGGCGAGGGGGCAGGGGGGCAGGGCGGGUGA